Molecule: messenger RNA, 1485 nt
Organism: Microtus oregoni (creeping vole)
Lineage: Eukaryota; Metazoa; Chordata; Mammalia; Rodentia; Cricetidae
Gene: Ado
Product: 2-aminoethanethiol dioxygenase
Exons: 1
Coding region: 343-1113 (256 amino acids)
Cellular component (GO): mitochondrion
Molecular function (GO): oxidoreductase activity, acting on single donors with incorporation of molecular oxygen, incorporation of two atoms of oxygen
Source: RefSeq, a predicted model, not a curated record
CCGCCGCCCGGCUGUCGUCGUUGGUGCGGGCCGCGUGAAUGGAGCUCUGCGCAUGAGGCAGCGCCUGGCACGGCCCGCGCGGCGCCUACCUGUGCCCGGAACCUGAGUGCCGACUGCGGCCGUGCGCCUGCGCGCUCGCUUUCGCGCGCCGGCAAGCGCCCAGCCGUUGGCGCGCUAGCGGGGCGACGGUGCAAAGCGGCCCCGCGCGCCCCGCCGGCCGGUGGUUGCGGGGCCUCCCCGCCUGGCGCGGGGCUGCGGGCAGCCGUGGCGGCCGCCGGGGACCGCAAGGGGCGGCGCAGAGGCGGAACGGGCCGGCCGCGAGCCGCGCAGGAAGCGCCAAGCAUGCCCCGUGACAACAUGGCCUCCCUGAUCCAGCGCAUCGCUCGCCAGGCGUGCCUCACCUUCCGCGGCGGCGCCGGGGGCUCCGAAGCUCCGGCACCGGGCUUCCCCGAGAACCUGAACCAGCUGAAGAGUCUGCUGACCCAGGUGCGCGCCGAGGACCUCAACAUCGCGCCGCGGAAGGCGCUGCCGCAGCCGCUGCCGCGCAACCUCCCGCCGGUCACCUACAUGCACAUCUACGAGACCGACGGCUUCAGCCUGGGCGUCUUCCUGCUCAAGAGCGGCACGUGCAUCCCGCUGCACGACCACCCGGGCAUGCACGGCAUGCUCAAGGUGCUCUACGGCAAGGUACGCAUCAGCUGCAUGGACAAGGUGGACACGGGUGCGGGGCCGCGGGCGCCACCGCCUGAGCAGCAGUUCGAGCCGCCGCUGCAGCCCCGGGAGCGGGAGGCCGUGCGACCAGGAGUGCUGCGCUCCCGAGCCGAGUACACCGAGGCCAGUGGGCCCUGUAUGCUCACGCCACACCGGGACAACCUGCACCAGAUUGAUGCGGUGGACGGGCCAGCCGCCUUCCUGGACAUCCUGGCCCCACCCUACGACCCGGACGACGGCCGGGACUGCCACUAUUACCGUGUACUGGAGCCCAUCAGACCCAAGGAGGCCUCCAGCUCUGCCUGCGACCUUCCCCGAGAAGUGUGGCUUCUGGAGACCCCACAGGCCGAUGACUUCUGGUGCGAGGGAGAACCUUACCCAGGCCCCAAGGUUCUGCCUUGAAGCACCCGCUACCUGGGAACGGUGGGCCAAAGUUGUGCCCUGCCUGGCUCGAGAAAGGCCUGGCUGCCCACGACCUACCAUAAGGGCUCCUCUCUCUGUCCCCUACCCUGAGCGAUGGAUCUACUGGACUGACCAGCGCCUCAUCUUGGACAACCUUGGGGAGUACGGCCCACUGGAGUACAGCCACCGGGCACGGUUAUGGGGGCGGGCAGGCGGGAGGCAAGGUCGCUUGCUGGUACUGUCACUGCCACCAAGGCUUUGAUUUAAGGGAGUGGGGCAGGGGACCCUAAAGCGCUUCCAUCCUAAAGCCAUAAUGAAAAUAUUCUUGUUUCUCAAGCUCUACAAAAUACACUAAACAUUUUGAACCCCUCC